This is a messenger RNA of Neurospora tetrasperma FGSC 2508, 1345 nucleotides long. RefSeq lists its product as uncharacterized. NCBI's taxonomy places the organism in Eukaryota, Fungi, Ascomycota, Sordariomycetes, Sordariales, Sordariaceae. The coding region runs from base 125 to 1345 and encodes 406 amino acids. The record is from RefSeq and is a predicted model, not a curated record. The transcript has a single exon.
GUCUUAUUCCGUACACAAUACGAUAAACAGACCAUCUCUCCACCAAACACUUGUACCAACCGCCACGACAAAGUAUCACCAUUCAAUGAUACCAUCAUAAACGACAUCAGACAUCAUCGCCAACAUGGACCCUCCAAGCCGUCCUCUUCCGCCAAUUUACCACCUCAACCUUGAGUUAAUUCUCAUCCCCCCCAUUCUCUUGGCCAUCGCGACAGCCCUCAGUCUUUUCACCCAUUCCGACACGGACCUGUACAUGCUCUACUCGCAAUGUCAUUCCCACGCCCGUAUCGAAUGGCUCUCUCGCGUUCCCCUGUUUGGUCCUCUCGCCUGCUUUCUCGUGUCUUUCUUCCAAGAGGCUCUCCUCUCUCCGGUCCGCUCCAAAGGCAUCAUGUCUGUCAUCCUCAGCUAUGUCGCCGGUCUGCUAACCAUCACCACGGUCGAGUCCUCUCGUAUCUGCAAUCAAUCGGCCUUCUUCCUCGCCUUCCCCACCGCCACUUGGCUCAUCUUUGACCUCGUUGGCGGCGCCCUAGUCUGGGAGAUCGUCAUCAUUCCCGCCUUCUUCCACCGCGCAAAGCUUGUCAUUCUGGCCCGUCGCCAGGGCACCACCACCUCCGAGGGUGAAGAAGCCGCCGAACCCGAGCUCAUCCUCGGCGCCCCGCGUCACUUGUCCACCCUUGCCGAGUCGAUCUCUAUCCCUGUGUCAAUUGCAAUCGGCUACAUCCUUCCCUCGCUACUCAUUCUCCUCCUUCCGUCAGACCAAACCACCGUCCCCAUUCUCGUCUGGCUCUUCUUCCCUGUCUGGGUGUCCUUCCUCCACCAAGGUGUGCGCACCGCGCUCCUCCAUGUGUUCAGAGACCACCCAACUUGGCCUAGACCCUUCCACCUCGAGACCUCUCUUCUCCCGCUGGUUUUGACCUACGCUGCGCCCAUCUUCUUGUCGCUGGCUUCGCACAUCUACCUUAUCGUCACACUCUUUACCCACCCGCACGACGAUCGGAAGGAAAUGACGCUUGCUACGACACGGUUCAUCAUGGUGAACAUGGUCUUUGUCGGGCUGACGGUCCUGUACUGGGCGUUCAUCGAGGCUGGAUGGCCGACUGCGUUGGUGAUGCUGGUGGUCACGGUGUUGGCGGGCCCAGGAGCGGGAGUGUGUGUGGGAUGGAUAUGGAGGGAAAGUGCGGUGGGGGUGGAUUGGAUUGGACGGAGAUUUGGACCGAGAGCGGCUGUUAUUGCUGUCGCGGUGGGAGGAACCGGCUCGAGGAGAGGGAGUGACGGUGAGCGAGAUGGAGAAAGGGGUCAGGAGGGUGGCAAUGGACCGUCUGAAGAAACGCCGCUUUUGCGAUAG